This is a messenger RNA of Porites lobata, 8374 nucleotides long. NCBI's taxonomy places the organism in Eukaryota, Metazoa, Cnidaria, Anthozoa, Scleractinia, Poritidae. The record is from the annotation of a GenBank genome assembly.
GGUCCGUUUAACUUGCAGGAUGUCACUAUCAAGAGUAUUUCAAACCUAAAGGAAGUGCCUGUGCCAACUUUAGAAGUGCAGGUAAAUGGCCCAUGUCUAUCAUCUUUAUCUUUUAAGUGUUGGGUUAGGAUUCCCAUCCGGAGCUGGAUAUUUUUUCCCUUCUCCUAACGCUCGUGUCCUCGUUACAUUUCUCUUUAUCACGUUGAAUACAUUAUCUUCCUAACGGUCUAACUUGUUUCUUCAUCAGGUCGACCCAUUAUGUCGAUACGAUGACCUUGUUCAUGUGGUCAGAUUUGACUCCAAGUUCUGCCUCGCUGGAGGAGUGAAUCUUCCCAAGAUCAUCUUUUGCAUUGGAUCUGACGGAGUCAAACGACGGCAGCUGGUCAAGGUGCGUUUGUUGCUCACAAAAUAGUGUGUUUUGGUAAUCACUCUGGGUCAUCACAACAUUAGAAGGUAACAGUUCAAAAACCACCCAGUUUUUCGAAAAUGUAAACAGGCGGCGCCUUGCCCGUAAAAAAGUGAGGAUUUGCUUUCUGUGUUUAAAUAAAUACCACCACGUAAUGGGACGUGACUUCAAGUGGGAGGAAGUUGUAAAUAGUGGGUAAAAAGCCACUUUAGAUUCAAAAGUUCUUUUGGACGUCCGAUACUUUUAUUGGUUUACGCCCAGUUCAGACGCCAAACUUUUCGUGAGCCGUUCUUUUCGCCUAACCCGGCCGGGAACUUCUCCUUUGGAGUGGCUUUCAUUCAUACGCCGAACGUUUUAUGUACCGAACCUAAUGCAUAAAUUAUUAUAACGUUUUUUGUAAGCAGUUUGACCGAAAUGAGCAUUUUUCUCCUUUUGAAUUUAGUUCGACUGGGAUUAAGAUCGGCGUCUGAAUCAAUUCAGCCGGUCUAAAUAAUUUGGGUCGGCCUUAAUUCGAAUUAGGUUCGGCUCAUGAAAAGUUCGGCGUCUGAGCCGGGCCUUAUUAAUGUAGAUGAAUGUUUCGUUUACUCACUGAAGGUUAAGGUACGCAAGAACUCUUUUGGGCAACGUAACAAAUCUAGAACACUGGAGCAUUUUUGACCCGGUGGGUGUUUUUGUUAUCUGUUUAGGGAAGAGACGAUUUGCGCCAAGACGCUGUUAUGGAGCAGGUGUUUGGAAUGGUAAACCAGCUGCUCAUUAAAAACUCUGAAACAAGAAAAAGGAAACUAAAGAUGAGAACGUACAAGGUAUUAUCGUUGUAAAAAAAAAUCCUACACUGUUGAUCGUGUUGUCUUGUUUUGAUAAAGUUUUUCAUUUUCAGAGGAAGAGAAAUUUUAGUGUAAAGAAUAGACAAAAUCAUGAUCCGUUUCCUGUGUUCCUCAAGUAUAUGAUGAGGUGCGUUUAUUUUAAUGGAAGAAGUUGUGAUCACUUUUUCACAAGUUUUGUUAACCGUUAAUAAUAUGCGAAAGCAUCAGGUUGACAGUAUACCUGUCAUGUUUGUUCGGAUAAAAUCCGUACGUUAUUCGAGAACUAUUAAGGAACGAAAACAAACUCUGUCGUGCGACAAAUGCUAAACAAUGCUUUCAUGUCGUUGUUUCCUUGACGCUUAAUUUCUCGCUAACUUGCUUAAAAUUAGGUUUGGCGUGCUCAUUGUAUUUUUGAAAAGUUCAGAACACUUUUGAAAUUUCUAUUCAAGGUCCGUGAAAUUUAUUUGAAUGUUUUUUUUCUCUACCUUUUGCCAGAAAAUUUAUAGACGUAUUCAUGCCACUGGAUAAAUUAGAAUGUGGUAUAAAGUCAAUGAUGGAGGAACAGAUCACAUUCUGGAUCAUACCCUAGAAAACUCUAAGUAUUUCAUUCUCUCUUAGCGGAACCUAAGUACCCAAGUCACAAGUACUGCUUUAUCUCACUUCCGCCUCUCCUCUCUUUGUCUUGUAUUGCACCAGGUCAUACCUUUAUCACAGCGCAGUGGAAUAGUUGAGUGGUGUGAGGAUACUAUGCCCUUGGGCGAGUAUCUUAUCGGACGGCCUGGUACCAAGACAGGCGCUCAUUCGCGUUACUAUCCAGGAGACUGGACAUCACUUGACUGCCGAAAGAAGGUCAAGGUAAUGUGGACAAACGUUGGAUUUUAGUUUUGCUGCUUGCUUAAAAGGGUUGCACAGUGAGCAAUAUUAUACGGCAAGUUUGCUAUUUUGAGUGGCAUAUCCAAUCGCCUGUAGACGCAAAUAACCCUUCGCCUUAACGUUUGUUCAUAAUUUUUAUAGGCCAUUCCCUUCUUUUUCUCCUUUUAGCAUCAUCCGACCAACCCGAUAAUAUAGAGUGUUUUUCACAUGACGUCACGGCGGCCAUAUUGGUGUCCCAAAACAAUGAAACGGUGGCCAUGUUGGUGUCCCAAACCAAUCCUCUGGGAGUUGCACUAUUUUCUUAUGCAAACACUUUCUAUUCUUCCAAUAAAUUUGCAUAGAUGCUGGCCACGUGAGUGAAAAACACUCUAUAGCAACGUAGUGAAACCUUUUCUUUCAUUUUUGAAAAAUAAGCAUUGUAACAGCCUUUGGUGGCAUAAACUUUUCGGCGGUGCAUCCCUUUUUCCAUGUCGUUUUACGUUUACUAUGGCAUCGACCAUCACCCUCAUUUUCCACUGUAAUGAUUUUGGUGAUCAUGUCUUGUUGGUUCCAGGCUCCACAGCAGUGAUGCUGGGCUAAUAGUCCUCCUGUUUCCAUAAUUCUUGUUUUAUUUUUUCAUUUUUAUUCGACCGACCGACCGACCGGAAAUCACGAAACGCAUUCGAAGCUAAAAGGAAAAAGAAGGAUGGCCAUAGUGAUAAAUAGUUGAAAACUUAUCGCCUCUGAAAAUACAUAUUCCGGCUAUCAUGGGUAAUUUAUUGUAACAUGAAAGUGCUUUUUAUCACCAGGUGGGUGACGAUGCUGGAAGGCCAAGAUAUGAAGUCUACCAAGUAUGUUACCAUGUUUGUUCUUUGAAGCGCCUUCUUGAGAGUAUUUAUGUUGUGAGAUGUUCACUGCGUUAUCUUCUGUUUAUGAGGUUCUGUUAUCGAGAUGGACUAUUCGUGAUAAUAUAAACAGCGAGAUAAGAAACAUUUAGGAUUUAGAGAAAGGUGUCACUUUGUGAUUUGUUCAUCAACCAAUGAGACUGGCAUAGAGAAAGAAAAAAGUCAAUCGUCUGUCUAGCGUUCGUUUGUAUUGUUCUGUCAGCCUUUUUUCUCUCAGUUGUUGACAAAACUGGCCCUUCCAGAUAGUCAGUCCUACAAACACUUUCCCCUCUUCUCGGAGUUAUUAUUUAAUACUCGGGUAUGUUAGAAGAAAGUAGUAAUUGGCAUUACGUAUACAAGUAGAUCCUAAGACCUGGUCCUGCCGCUGUUUCUAAUAUUGUUAAAACAUUUAUUUCAUCGUUGCUUUAGCUUGUUCACCAUUUCUCCAAAAAUCUGGAAAUUGUGGUUGGAUCGGCAAUAGCAAGACUGAUUUGAUCUCCGGAACAAAAGAACGACCUGCGGUUCCAGUGCGUUCUACUUAUGGUCAUAGGAAUAGAACAGUUACAGUCCAGUUCAUUUGAAGUUUAAACGUUUGCUGCAAUUUUGACGAGCUCCUCCUCAUUUUCAGCGUGUUAACGCGCACCCUCUUUUCGGUAACCAUCUCGCAAAAGAAAACACCGCGACAAAGGUCUUUUACCCGUUCCUUAGGCCUCGUAGGUGUUUUUUUCUUGGGGGAAAAUGGCCCUAAAGAUGUACUGUAACUCGUUGUUUGUUAAUCUGAUAUUCGCACUCUUUGUUUUUUCUUGCACAGGAGCUAAUGGAACAUUUCCACCCAGUAUUCCGUCACUUCUUUCUGGAGAGGUUUCCGGAUCCUGCAGUGUGGUUCGAGAGAAGGCUAACUUACACCAGAGGAGUUGCCACCUCAUCCAUAGGUACUGUUGUCAUCUGACUACAAUUGUGGUCAAACCUCUUUGGGCACUAACGCAGUAGCUCGUCAAAAUGACACAUUUUCUCUACCCAGUGUGAAUGCAUUAAAGUCAAUGCAUUCAGUCAGCGUUGCUUGGGAGAGACGGGGGCAGCAGAGAGAGUUUCUUUCCAAGCGUUUUUUUUGGAGGGGUAGAACACGAGUUAAUUUAGCAAGGCGAGUCUUCUCGCCAAAUUCCCCCAAGUCUCCCAAGAUGUUUUGUCCAGAGCUUUACAUCUCGCCAGCUGCUAUCUUUUUAAAAAGCUAAAAUGUGUCUUCGCAGUAAUUAAAUUCCAGAAAUAAUGUCCCAGAAGUGUUAUUUAACACUAUAUUUAGGAACUAAAACUGUUAUAUGCUGUCAUGAGAAGAAUAGAUACGGAAUGAAAAAUAAGCCAACUGGGUAAAGGCACUAAGCAAGUGUAAGUUAAACACAGAAUAGACCUAAAACUUCAAUAUCAUAGUAACGAAGCGCAUCAACCCUUAGCCACAAACGUAAACAAAUUGUUGAACCAAGUAAACGUAACUGGCUCUCAUCGCGAGAAAAUACCCAAAUCAGGAUUGAUUUAAGUCUCACUACUUAUCCUUUUUCCCCUGUCACAUCUAGUUGGUUACGUUGUUGGUUUGGGAGACCGUCAUGUGCAGAAUAUUCUUGUGGACUGUAAUACAGCCGAACUAGUCCACAUUGACUUGGGUAAGAGCGGGAAUUUUUAUUCUAUGUCGACCAGAAAGAGUUUCGUGCAACUCUUGUGAUUGCUUCCCCUCGAACUGGAUUGUGAAACGACUCAUCAAUUAGAAAUCAGUAAUGACUCCGAUUCUUUGAUUUAAGACAGGAUUUUUGCUGUAGUUUCAAAUUAUUUGCCCAACAUGUUCAGUGAUUUUGUUACCCUUUGUUGCCUGUGUCCCUGACGCAUUAAAAUCCCCAAAGACGCAAAAUAAUUCAUGACGUGCGUCCCGUAGGACGCAUUUAACCGCCGCCUGGUAAGCUCAGUUGGGAGAGCGCCGGUCUGCCGAACGGGAGGUCGCGGGUUCAAACCCCGGCCGGACCAACACUCAGGGUUUAAAAUAACUGAGAAGAAAGUGCUGCCUUUGUAAUGACAUCUGCAAAUGGUUAGACUUUCUAGUCUUCUCGGAUAAGGACGAAAACCCGUAGGUCCCGUCUCACAGCACUUGAACUGAUUUGUUCUUGUGGGACGUAAAAGAACCUACACCACUACCGUAUUUAUUCGAAAAAGCGCCCAACCUCGAAUUAGCGCCCACCUCGAAUAAGCGCCCAGAAAAAUUUAAUAAGCGCCCACCCCUACCCCGCCUCCUUCCCCCUCAAACUCAAACUCAAAUAAGGGCCCACCCCACCCCACCCCCUUUCUGGUCCCUCCCAUCCAAAAAACAUUAAAUAAGUACUAAUAAGAGACUUGCCCAAAGACGGAGUUUUCUUCAGAGUUUUUUACGGAAACCUUGCUAUGUUACAUCUUUGCGUUUUGUUAUUACCAUUUAUCAUAUUGUUGCAAAAUAAACAUACUACAAUUCCUGAAAAUGGUGAAAAUUUAAUCAGCGCCCGACUCGAAUAAACGCCCACUCUCAAGGUCCAAAAAUUUAAUAAGCGCCCAGGGCGGUUAAUCGAAUGAAUACGGUAUUCGAAAAGAGUAGGGGGCGUUGACCCCGGUGGUCUGGCCAACCUUUACGGGCUGUGGGAUUGGGUAGGGAUGGCACUUCGCAUGGGACCUGAGUCCCGUUCGUGCACCUUCCUCCUGGGCAACCCUGUGUCCAGAAAAGUUGGUAAACCUAAAAAGAUCGAUUGAUCGAUCUGAACAUGUUUAUUUGUAGCAAUAUCAAAUUCGUGUAAUUUGUGUGGCAGUUAUUAUACAGCUGUUGUUUAACGAUGCGUAUUUCUUUCAGCCUUUAUUGUGCUUUAAAAAAGAAGGACUACCGUAAAAUUCCGAAAAUAAGCCCCUCCAAAUAUAAUCCCCCCAAUCUCGUAAGGCAAAAAACCCCUCCGUUAAAUAGCCCCUCCAAAUAUAAGCCCCCUGGUGCUUGUACUUGGAAAUUGCCCUCAAAUAUAAAGUAAAACAAAGCCAAAAUGGCAAAUUUCCUUCCAACUAUAAGGGUAGCCCAAUCGAUUUUGAAACGCAAAUUUCCCUCCAUGGAUAAGCCCCUUUGAAUAUAAGCCCCUCAAAAAGGGCCUUUGAAAAAUAUAAGCCCCGGGGCUUAUUUUCGGAAUUUUACGGUGUAUUUUCAGUUCAUUCUACUGUCAGUAAUACAGCGUUUUGGAGUUUGUCUUCAGAUUAACUGUCUGGUUACAUAUGCAGCCUCAAGCAUUUUCAAUUCGGACUCACCUUUUUUUAUGUGGGAAUCAAUUGUUAGGGACUGGGGACUCAUGAUUUCUCACUGAGUCCCAGGACUCACCGUAACUGUCUCUAACAAAAUCACUGCAUGUUUAGUAGUUUCUUCUGUUUAUGAUCAAUAAGCAAUAACUGCAGACGUCCGCGUGAGACUGUUAACAUCCGCAUUUACUUGGUUUGAUUUGCAAUCAGAUGUUUCUUCUGUCUGACACGCGCAAAACUAAUCGUGUUUGCCUGUCAAUAAUCAUAGGGGUGGCGUUUGAGCAAGGUAAAUUUCUCCCCACCCCUGAGACGGUACCAUUUCGUUUGACACGUGACUUGGUGGACGGCAUGGGACUGACAGGAGUGGAAGGAGUGUUCAGACGAUGCUGCGAGAAAACAAUGCAGGUCGUGAGAACAUCACAGGAAUCACUCAUGACUAUUGUGGAGGUACGCGCUUUUUUAUUUUUGUUUUCUUUUUUAUAGUGUCGUACAACCAAAUUCAAAGUAUUUAUCAUCCCCGUUACAAUAGAAACAGACGAGUCAAUGAACCAUAUGAAGAAAAAAAAAUCGAUCGACUUGAUUUGGAGGGUAAGGGGUUAGUCAAACUGUCUGCAAUAAUACGUUACGGCUCAGUGAUUUAAAGUCACAGGCGAGUUUGAGCUUAUUCCUUCGACACCAUGAAUUAAGCAAUGAAUACUUUUUUCAGUUUCUAUUCAACCAAUUGAAAGCCAUGACAGACACCCAAAAAGAGCAUUUGGCCUUAAUGAGAUUCCCCCGCAUUUUUUUCAUGAGAUAAAGACAAAAGGCUAUUUCAGUAUGACGUCAUCAGCGUUAAUGUAAGAUAAUGAUAUUUUAUUCAGCUGAUAAAAACAAAUGGCUACGACGUCAUUGGCGUAACAGUGCCACUACUUAGACAAAGUUGAAUAAUCGUACUACAAGAAAUUAAGAAUACAUCCCAAGAAAGUUGGUUGUCGGCCAAUCAGCAGCUCGUUAAAAAAAAUAAUUAGUUACUCGAAACACAACAUUUAAUAUUGAUAGCAAACGUUUCUAGGGAAAGCAAAAUGUUUCACCAGACAGCGUUUUUCUAUUCGAUACUUUGUAUACAAUACCCAGGAGACAUUUCGUUGACACAAGCUAUUCCUUUGUCAUCUACCAGCAAUUUCUUCGCUCCCAUUGCCGCGCUUUGCAGUAACAUGAGACCGCCAGUCAAAAAUAUAACUACCGUUUACGUUUUUCGCCUCAGUCACUCACUAUAGCGGACCUCUCUGGAAACACGUGCUUUCUUCAGCGGGUCCAAAAGGUCAGGUCUGUAGGUUUUAAUUGGUCGUGAUGAUUAACAACUAACUUUCUCGAGAUGUAUUAUUUUCCUGUAAUCCGAUUGGUCAACUCUGUCCAGCUGGCCCCGGUAAUAGUAGUCGCACUGUAAUGUAUUUCUGCGCACGUUAAUGAGAUUCCUGUACAAAAAAAGGAUCAUUCGGUGCCUACAAUACUACUAACGCAAAUGCUUUGUAUCACUUGCGUCAGUUUGAGUGUUCGUUGUUUGUGGCGAAUCUCCUCUUGCUAUAUCAAUGCUUUAUUAAUAAGAGUAGUCACGAAAAUUAAAGAUAAAUCGAUACCGUAACAACUUCUUCCCUUUAUAUCUAUAGGACAUGUACAGGAGCAACAAAUGAGAAUUCAAUUUUUUAAAAAAAUAAGCGUACAUCGUGGUUUAGCGACCUAAGGACGAGCCGUUUAUCUGACGCAGUUUUCUCCCAAAAUUAACGACAGUCCCCAAUAUCAAAUUCAAAAGAAGGCUAACUUUUAUUUUUUGUUUUCAGGUUUUGCUCUAUGAUCCUUUGUCAUCGUGGACACUGAGUCCAGAGAGAAGGAAAGCCCUUCAGAAAGCAGAAGAUCUGUACGAUGUUCCUCCUUCUAGCGCUGUUGGAGAUUGUCUUGACGGUUCCGUCAUGGCAUCAGAUAAUGUGGCACCUGAAGAUAACGUCAACAAAAUGGCGAAGAGGGUGCUUUUAAGACUGAAACAGAAAUUGGAUGGAAUUGAAGAUGGGGUUCACUUAAGCGUAUCAGGACAGGUUAAUCAUCUUAUAAGAGAAGCUAUGGAUCCAAAGAAUCUGUGUCGAUUAUUUCCUGGAUGGCAGCCUUGGGUGUGA